AUGUCUCCCCAACUCCCUCGGCUGUCCGCUCUUGCGACAGUCGUCCUCGCCAGUCUUGCAUCUGCAACACCUCGGCUGGUCGCUCGGCAAGCCAAUGAGACCCUGGGCAGAGGCUGCGCUGCUCUCGUCCACGCCGGCCUCUCACCGCAACUGUAUUUCUCGGCCGAUAGCGAGUACGUCGAGACGCUUGAGUCGUACUACGACGGAGCCGUCCAGGAGGUGACCCCGCGGUGCGUCUUCAAGCCGGAGAACACGGCGCAAGUCGCGACCGCGCUGAGAGCCCUCAGCGCUGAGGAUGGCGGCUGUUGGACGGUGGCGAUUCGUAGCGGAGGGCACUCGCCUGUCCCGAGCAAUAAUGCCCAGAAUGGUGUGACGAUUGAUCUUGGCCGGCUUGAUUCGGUCACGUACGGGGAGGAUGACCAUGCCGAGGGUCGCGGAGUCGCCUCAAUCGGCUCCGGGGCCAGAUGGGGCGAUGUCUACACCGAGCUUGAGAAACAGGGCGUUAUGGUCACUGGGGGACGGGAAGGCCAUGUCGGUGUUGGGGGAUUUCUUCUUGGCGGCGGCUUUGCUUGGCAGUCUGGUAAGCAGGGAAUGGCAUGCGACAACGUCGUCAGCUAUGAGGUUGUUCUUGCCAAUGGUACUGUGAUUACUGCAUCCUCUACCAGUCAUCAUGAUCUCUGGCGGUCUCUAAAGGGCGGCUUGAACAACCUCGGUCUUGUCACUCGAUUCGACAUGCGAACGUUCCCUUCCCAAGACGCCUACGGUGGCAUCACGGCGUUUUCCUACGAUAAAGCUGAAGCGGUCUUGGAAAAGCUCGACGCAAUGAUCCGAAGGAACCCAGAGAACCCCGCAGAGAACGGCUUCGUGUCCUUGUCUUGGAACCCUGCCACAGGUCCCUCUACGGCAUGGGUCCUUGCCAACGUCGAUGGUGUAGAGAACUCAACAUCAUUCGUGGGACUCGAAGAUUUGAACCCAGUCGUCGACACCCGCUCUCAUGCUGCAAUCUCGAGUCUCGUGAAACAGAUCGAGGGAGGGUUAGGGCUCUACAAUGUGUGGUUCACACUCACAUUCCACUCUUCCAUGAGCAUGGUCCGGAAGGUGAUUGAAGUAUUCGACAGCCUCAUUGCAGAGUUCGAGAAUACUCUUGGUGACGAGGACCGGAUCAUCUUCGUCUUGACACCUCUGCCGACGAACUACGCAGGAAACGGCGAGAAUGUUCUCGGUAUCAACGAUGCGGGUUACGAACCGAGUAUGGUACUUCAGGCUGAAGCUCUACUAACCACGCCGGAGCAUAAGGAGUUGUUGACAGAAGCUCUCCAGCGAGCAGUCGAAAACACUAUCUUCCUCUGGUCUGCCACCACGCACCAGCGUACGAGGUGGAAAUACCUCAACUACGCUAAUCCCCUCCAAGACGUGUGGUGGACUAUUGGAGAGGAUAGGUUCCUUUUGAAUCGUACGGCGCAGGCAUAUGAUCCCACCGGCUUCUUCCAAGCACGGGUGGCGGGGGGAUUCAAGAUAUCCCAGUCUGACUAG
Messenger RNA from Colletotrichum aenigma, 1533 nucleotides. It is a transcript of the gene yanF-8, whose product is annotated as FAD-dependent monooxygenase yanF. The record is from RefSeq and is a predicted model, not a curated record. The coding region runs from base 1 to 1533 and encodes 510 amino acids. Gene Ontology annotation, molecular function: FAD binding. NCBI's taxonomy places the organism in Eukaryota, Fungi, Ascomycota, Sordariomycetes, Glomerellales, Glomerellaceae. The transcript has 5 exons.